AUGUCCGGCCACCCUGUGUAUACCUGGAGACAACUACCAAGUCUAAGUUUGCAGAGCGGCUCCCGCACUGCGACCCCUGGGGCGUUCCUCUGCCACUCUCAACCCAGCCCCUCCCAGCCGGCUGGGGGCGGCAGUCUCCAUGAUAUUUCUCUGUCCCGCCGGCAGGCGGCGCCCUCCAGCCCCUGUUUCGUCCGGCCGGACAGGGCGCGCGCGCUCAAAGGUUGCCGGACUCCGACGCCCGCAUUUCCUGGUCGGGAGCCUGCUGAGCCACAGCGGGGUCGCCGCGGGGUCCCAAGGCAGUGCUUCCCGGCCCCUCCCGGGAGCGCGAGGGCGGAGCGGGGCGGGACCAGGCGGGCGUGCUGGGCCCCAGCCCCUCCCUCGGGCCGUCACCUGGGCACCCGCGCUGCAGGUGCCGGGGCUUCGACCUUGCGGAGCCGGCAGCCAUCGAUCCUCAGGUGGCCUCGAGGCGGUGGCAGGGCCGCCCCCUGCAGUCCGGAGGCGAGCUCACUAACCCGGCCUCCGGAGGAAGGUUCAGCUGGGAGAAACCGCUCUCGCUUCGUGCUACACUUGGGCAAAAUGAUUCUGAGCUUACUCACAUGGCAUUUUGGCAUAGCAAAAUGAAAUGCAAGGAACCAAAAAUAACAUAAUUGAAGGCAGUAAACCCGAAAUUAAAUACAAAGAUCAUCAGUCCAGGAAGACCUACCGCAGAGUAAGUAUGCAAAUUGCCAAGAAUUAAUUGGUUUACAAAGAGGAAAAACAGACUGGGUCAGUGAAAAGAAAUCAUGGUUUCCCUGAGGCCCUGCUAAUACCUCCAUUUUCUGGGCCAGAUCAUAAAGCAAGAUACUUUGAAAAGGACUUUCACAUUCACUUUUCAGGUUGCAUAUGAGUUGAUUCACAAGUAGUUUAAAGAAUCAUGCAGGAAAAGGACCAGAUCUUAGAAAUCUCUGAGUCCCUAUAUUUACUGUGAACACUUUUCAAAGGGAAAUUCGGGUAGCUUAUCAACAGAUUUCUGUGUUGUCCAGGGAGUUGUUUUAAAAAACAAAAUGUUGGAAUUUUUAACACUUAUGGUGGUUUAUGGGGCAAUGAGGGUAGAGUAUAUAAAACUGGUUUCAUCUAAGAAAGCUCUGAUUCAUUUCCAUGACCGUGGUAUUCUGGAACCAUUGUAAAUUGGCCAAAGUCUUGUUUUCCAGUUUCUUCCUGUCACUUUUUAUUGCCUCAAGUUGCCUAUCUUCCCUGGUCUUAUUUUUCUUCUAGUUUUAUGAUUCUCUUACAUAAUCCAUGUUGGACAAUGUUUUCUUUCUUCAUCUUCUGAAGAGGUUCUUGGUUCAUGCCUUGGUGGCUGUAGCUGAUUCUCUUCCUCCUCUGUGGACCUUCCUUAUCCCUUAGGAGACGCAAGCGUCCUCCUCCCUGCUUUUCUCAUCUUCCAGGUGCCCCAUCUGUGAGAGUCAAUGAUGAAAUGGAAACUUGGAAAUCAUCCCUUGGAUGUUGCCUACUUAGCUUUUCUUGCGACGGUGUCUCGAUCUGGCACGCAGGCUGGAAUUCAGUGGCAGGAUCUUGGCUCACCACAGCCUCAACCUCCUGGGCUUAGGUGAUCCUCCCACCUCUGCCUUCCAAGUAGCUGGAACUACAGGCUCCCACUA
Messenger RNA from Cebus imitator (Panamanian white-faced capuchin), 1640 nucleotides. RefSeq lists its product as uncharacterized. The coding region runs from base 1 to 621 and encodes 206 amino acids. The record is from RefSeq and is a predicted model, not a curated record. The transcript has 4 exons. NCBI's taxonomy places the organism in Eukaryota, Metazoa, Chordata, Mammalia, Primates, Cebidae.